Molecule: messenger RNA, 2985 nt
Organism: Phragmites australis (common reed)
Lineage: Eukaryota; Viridiplantae; Streptophyta; Magnoliopsida; Poales; Poaceae
Product: probable alpha,alpha-trehalose-phosphate synthase [UDP-forming] 9
Exons: 3
Coding region: 95-2551 (818 amino acids)
Biological process (GO): trehalose biosynthetic process
Cellular component (GO): cytosol
Molecular function (GO): catalytic activity
Source: RefSeq, a predicted model, not a curated record
CUGGCAAAUACCCCGACCCCCCAUCCCCUCUAAUUCCUUCCCACUAGAACCCAAACCGAAACGCCCAAACCCCUGUGCUCUCCAGGCCACAGCAAUGGCCUCCCCCUCCGGUUCCGGCAACGAGCGGUCGUGGCCUCCGACUGAGGCGCGCCGCAUCGUGGUCACCCACCGCCUCCCCCUCCGCGCGGAGCCCAACCCCGACGCGCCGCACGGCUUCGAUUUCUCCAUCGACCCCGACGCGCUCCCGCUCCAGCUGUCCCGCGGCCUCCCCUCCCCCGUGGUCUUCGUCGGCACGCUCCCCUCUGCCGCCGCGUCGAUCCCCGCGUCCGAGGAUAUCGCGGCCGACCUCCUCGCGCGCUUCUCCUGCAGCCCGGUGUUCAUCGCCGCCGGCCUCCACAAAGACUUCUACGACGGGUUCUGCAAGCACUACCUGUGGCCGAUGGUCCACUACCUCCUCCCGCUCACGCCCUCCUCCCGCCGCGGCGGCCUCAGCUUCAGCGCAGAGCUCUACCGCGCCUACCUCACCGCCAACACGCAGUUCGCUGACCGCAUAUUCGAGCUCCUCAGCCCCGACGAGGACCUGGUCUUCAUCCACGACUACCAUCUCUGGGCGCUCCCCACCAUCCUCCGUCACAAGUCGCCGCGCGCCCGCAUAGGCUUCUUCCUCCACUCGCCCUUCCCCACCUCGGAGCUCUUCCGCGCCAUCCCCGUCCGCGAGGACCUCCUCCGCGCCCUCCUCAACGCCGACGUCGUGGGCUUCCACACCUACGACUACGCCCGUCACUUCCUCUCCUCCUGUUCCAGGCUCCUCGGCCUCUCCAACCACUCCCGCCGCGGCUACAUCGGCAUCGACUACUUCGGCCGAAAGGUUGUCGUGAAGAUCCUCUCCGUGGGCGUCGACAUGGGCCAACUCCGCGGAGUCUUGUCGUCGCCGGAGACAGCCGCGAAGGCCAAGGAGAUCGCUACGAAGUACGCGGGCCGUCAGCUGUUGCUCGGCGUGGACGAUGUUGAUAUGUUUAAAGGGGUUGGUCUCAAGCUCUCGGCUAUGGAGAAACUACUGGAGUCGCGGACGGAGCUGCGCGGCCAGGUGGUGCUCGUGCAGAUCAACAACCCGGCGCGGAGCCUUGGCGGCGACAUCGAUACGGUCCGCGCGGAGGUGCUGGCUACGCGGGACCGGAUCAACACCCGCUUCGGCUUGCCGGGGUAUGACCCGAUUGUGAUGAUCGAUGACCCCUUGCCGAUGCACGAGAAGUUGGCGUUCUACACUUCGGCGGACAUCUGCAUCGUCACCGCCGUGCGCGACGGUCUGAACAGGACACCGUACAUCUACACAGUGUGCCGGCAGGAGGGUCCGAUUGCCAGCGGCGUGUUGGGGGUGCCGAGGGAGAGCGCUAUCGUCGUGUCCGAGUUCGUCGGGUGCUCGCCGUCGCUGAGCGGCGCGAUUCGGGUCAACCCGUGGAAUUUGGACGACGUGGCCGAGGCGAUGGGCUCGGCGGUGAGGAUGAACGAUAAAGAGAGGCAGAUGCGGCAAGAGAAGCACUACAGAUACGUGAUCACGCACGACGUUGCCUACUGGGCGCGGUCGCUCGAUGAGGACUUGCAGAGGGCGUGCAGGGACCACACGUCGAUGAAUAUGUUGAGCGUUGGGCUCUCCAUGAGCUUCCGCAACGUCGUACUUGGGCCCAACUUCCAGAAGCUCUCACCUGGGCACAUCAAUCCAGCGUACCUCCGGACUGGCGAGAGGCUCAUUUUAUUGGACUACGAUGGCACAAUGAUUCCGCAGGGGCUGAUCACCAGAGCGCCCAGCCAGGAAGUGAUUCGCAUUCUGAACGAAUUGUGCUCAGACCCAAAGAAUACCAUCUUUGUUGUCAGCGGCCGGAAGAAGGAUGAACUGGCUGAUUGGUUUGCGCCAUGUGAAAGGCUGGGGAUCUCUGCAGAGCAUGGCUACUUCACAAGGUGGGGCAGGGAUUCUCCGUGGGAGUCAUCAAAGUUGGCGGUAGACUUUGAUUGGAAAAAUAUUGCAGAGCCCGUAAUGGAGCAUUACGCUGAUGCAACCGACGGCUCAUACAUCGAGGUUAAAGAAACAGCACUAGUCUGGCACUACGAGGAAGCUGAUCCAGAUUUUGGAUCAUGUCAGGCCAAAGAGCUCCAGGACCACCUGCGGAAUGUGCUUGCCAAGGAGCCAGUGUCUGUGAAAAGCGGCCAUCAGAUUGUGGAAGUUAAUCCUCAGGGGGUGGGCAAAGGAGUCUCAGUGCAGAAUCUUAUUGCAACUAUGGGGGCACGUGGAAGCAUGCCAGAUUUCAUCCUAUGCGUCGGUGAUGACCGGUCUGAUGAGGACAUGUUUGCGGCUAUCACGAUUCCCACCAGCGGUUCUGUAUUUCCAGAGUCUGCUGAGAUCUUUGCUUGCACUGUUGGCAACAAGCCAAGCUUGGCGAAGUACUACCUGGAUGACCCCUCCGAUGUUCUGAAGAUGCUUCAGGGCCUGGUAGACUCGCCGACCGAGCAUCCAGUAGCUUCGCAACAUCAGGUCUUCGAAGACUCGCUGGAGUAAAAGCAAGAGUGGUCCAGAUUUUGAAAGAGCAGUUCAUUUUGUCAUCAUUACUUUUCUUGUAAGUAGGGGAAAGAAAUGGUUGGGAGGAAAGGGGCAAAGGCAAAGAUCAGUUAACUGAAAGAGAAAUGGAUCGAUCGAUAGGUUAAAUGACAGCUUCCUGGUUCAUGUUGUUAGGGCUUAUGGGCUAUAUGGUCUACUCUCUAUUCCUCUGUCUUAUUCCUGGUAUAGUGAGGUUAGAGAGUAAGGAUUUAUUUAUAGACUCUACUUCUCGGUGUUAGAAGUAUUUAACCUAUUUUAAAGAAGUAUUCAACCUAUUUCAAAAAACCAUGAGACUUUUGAACUAUGUCACUAAACAGAUCAUAUAUGCUAGUUAUGGAGUCUAAAAUAUACUAAUCACUAGCACAUGUGUUAUGUGCUAUGAUUAGAUUGUAUAC